Molecule: messenger RNA, 927 nt
Organism: Gaeumannomyces tritici R3-111a-1
Lineage: Eukaryota; Fungi; Ascomycota; Sordariomycetes; Magnaporthales; Magnaporthaceae
Exons: 1
Coding region: 50-583 (177 amino acids)
Source: RefSeq, a predicted model, not a curated record
CAAACUUCCCAAAUCCGGAAUAUGAUGAUAUUUAGGUGGAGAGGUUCAGAUGUGUAUAAAACGCUUGCCGUCGACGACCUACUUUCUGGAUAGGAUACCCUCACUCCAUCAGCCCAACACAGUCAGAACAAACACAGGCAUCAAUCCAACCAACAAAACAAGUUCAGCCCGCCCAACCCUCUCGAGACUCCUGUUCCCAUACAGCACCACAACCGCCAACAUGAAGUACACCGCCGCCCUCGCUGCCAUCUUCGCCGCCCUGGCCGCGGCCGCUCCCACGCCGGUCGAGUCGCGCCAGGCCAAGGGCAGCGCCAUCCUGCAGUUCGAGAUCGACAAUGACACCUUCACCUCCAACACCAAGAUCAACGUGCCCGGCACCCUCGAGUUCAACAACGCCCAGCGGCCGCUCCGCGUCAUCGCCGCCACCAUCGCGACCACCCAGAACAUCGCCAAGCCCGCCGCCGUCCGCUGCCAGGCCUUUGACAAGCAGGGGAAGGCGGUGGGGCCCAAGUUCGGGAACGACAAGCUUGUCAGCCUCGCCGGCGGCAAGAAGGUUGAGGUUGGGAAAAUUACUUGCCAGUAGCGCUGGAACCGACCCCGGCUUUUCUAUAUUCUCGUUUUCUUUCCUUUUUACUUUCCAGGCAUUUUUGGUUCGACAAGCAUAUUUGGUGGCAUUGUUUAUUUCCUUUUUCGGAUGGCGCUAGCGCAGCAUUAGAAGCCCGGGCGUGGGACAUGGAUGUAUUGGACAAGGAUAGGGACCUCUAGUUCGUGCUGUAGUUGUUCCUAGAGGCUGCCUGAAAGGAGCACUUGCAGUGUGGAGUCUGUGUCUCUUCCGCAUUUUAAAUUCAUUGACCAGCAGCUGCAAAGCCUGCAUGCAGCUGGUCUUCAAAGAAGUUAAUUCGAGACCAACUUGAUUGAAUCCUUUAC